UUCCAGUGUAAAUAUAAGAUUAGAUUGUAUCUAAGUUGACUAAAGCCAUUUGGCUACACAUUGUGAGAAAUUCUUAAUGUGAGAAUUUUUUAAACUUUUAAUAGAGUUUAUUUCACAUAAUUCUAACCUUUUUCUAUUGCUUAUUUAGUUUUUUUAAGUUAAUGAGCACAGGAUAUAAUCAAUAACAUAUAGUAUAUAUGGAUAUGGGUAUGUUUUUGUUCUCAGAAAACCUGUUUUAGUUAAAAAGAUUUUGUACAUUUUUACAGAAUAAUCUUGUAUUCUCCUUUUUAAAAUUGUUUUUUAGAAAAACUGAAUAGAGUAUAAGAAGUGAAAUGUCCCCUUUCUAUACCCAGCCUCCACAUUACAUUCCGUACAAGUAAUCACUGUUAUGUGUAACCUUCUAAUCUUUUAAAAAUAUAACAGUCAGUAUAUUGUUAUAUAUUGUUAUUGCCUCAUGUGUGUAGAGUAGAACUGCUCCAUAGGGUUUCCAAGGCUGUGAUCUUUCAGGAGCAGAUCACCUGGCCUGUUUUCCGAGGCACGUCUGGGUGGGUUCAAACUGCCAUCCUUUGGCUGGUAGUCGAGCGCUUAACCAUUUGCACCAUCCAGGGACUCCAGAGUCAGUAUAGUUAGGCAUUAAAAUAAAGUCAUGAGAAAAACAGCAAAUACAACCUUUUCAUUUGUUGUGCUGAUCUUAAUGUUAUUUUUAAGGAAACUCGUCAAACAGAUUUACUUUAAGAAGCUAGCGAUUACUGACUUUUCUGCAAACAAAAAUUGUUUUUAUUGGCCAGGGAUAAAAUUAGAUUGCCAGUGACUUCAUUUUGAAAUUUUAGGGGAAAGGAAAUAGGAUAUGGUUUGUUUUGAGUGUUAGAGUAAAUAAGAUGACAGACAUUUUAGUAUUUUCUUUUCACGUUGGCCAUCUAGAGAAAUGUUUUCAAUUUUCUUUUUAAACCCAGGUCCUGGGUUUAAAAAACCUAUUUUGUAAAGAUAAAAGUACCAGUUUCCCCAUUCACCCCCAGAGUUCUGAUAUGCAACCUGUAUCAGUCAGAGUUCAGUCAGGAAAACAGAAGCCCUUCUAGGUUUUCCAAGUGUGAAGGACUUUAAUAUAGGGAUUUAGAGGUGUGUACAACUAUUGGAAGGGCUGGGUGAGCCAAGGUCAGGGAAGCUGCCACAGAUCAUCUCCACCUGUAGCUGGUGGUUCUCAUUGUCAAGAGCUCACCUGGAUGUGCUGUCAUUCUCACAUCUGCCACCUGUCUGCUUACGGGAUUGCCUGCAUCCGCAGUCUUCUCAUACUUAUCCACCUUCUAGAUUCAGUGGAAGCAGGAGAGAAGAUUGUGAAGACAGCAUUAGAUGCUUUUGGAAGAAUAGAUAUCGUGGUCAACAAUGCUGGGAUUCUGCGGGAUCGUUCCUUUGCUAGGAUAAGUGAUGAAGACUGGGAUCUAAUCCAUAGAGUUCAUUUGCGGGGCUCGUUCCAAGUGACCCGGGCAGCAUGGGAUCACAUGAAGAAACAGAAUUAUGGAAGGAUCAUUAUGACUUCAUCAGCUUCAGGAAUAUAUGGCAACUUCGGCCAGGCAAAUUAUGGUGCUGCAAAGCUGGGUCUUCUGGGCCUGUCAAAUACUCUUGCUGUUGAAGGCAGGAAAAACAACAUUCACUGUAACACUAUUGCCCCUACUGCAGGAUCACGGAUGACUAAGACUAUUUUGCCGGAAGAUGUUCUAGAAGGCCUGAAGCCAGAUUAUGUGGCACCUCUGGUCCUUUGGCUUUGCCACGAGAGUUGUGAGGAAAAUGGUAGCUUGUUUGAGGUGGGAGCAGGAUGGAUUGGAAAAUUACGCUGGGAGCGGACUCUUGGAGCCAUUGUAAGGCAAAAGAAUCAGCCAAUGACUCCUGAGGCAGUAAAGGCUAACUGGGCAAAGAUCUGUGACUUUGAUAAUACCAGCACGCCUCAGAGUAUACAAGAAUCAACUGGAAGUAUAAUUGGAGUUCUAAGUAAAAUAGAUUCAGGAGGAGUUUCGACAAAUCAUACCAGUCAUACAGCAUCAACAACCACAUCAGGAUUUGAUGGAGCUAUUGGCCAUCAACUUCCUCCGUUUUCUUCUGCUUAUACUGAACUGGAAGCUAUUAUGUAUGCCCUUGGAGUGGGAGCAUCAGUCAAGGAUCCAAAAGAUUUGAAAUUUAUUUAUGAAGGAAGUUCUGAUUUCACCUGUUUGCCUACCUUUGCAGUUACCUUAGCUCAGAAAUUUAUGGCGAGUGGAGCUCUAGCAGAGAUUCCAGGGCUUUCAAUCAGCUUAGCAAAGAGUCUUCAUGGGGAGCAAUACUUGGAGUUAUAUAAACCACUUCCCAGAACAGGAAAAUUAAGGUGUGAAGCACAUGUUGCUGAUGUCCUAGAUAAAGGAUCUGGUUUAUUAAUUCUUCUAGAUGUCUAUUCAUAUUCUGAGAAGGAACUUAUAUGUUAUAGUCAGUUCUCUAUCUUCGUUGUUGGCUCUGGAGGGUUUGGUGGAAAACGAUCAUCAGACAAAGUCAAGGAAGCGGCAGCCAUACCUAAUAGACCUCCUGAUGCUAUACUUACAGAUACCACCUCACUUAAUCAGGCUGCUUUGUACCGCCUCAGUGGAGACUGGAAUCCUUUACACAUUGAUCCUAAUUUUGCUAACCUAGCAGGUUUUGACAAGCCCAUAUUACAUGGAUUAUGCACUUUUGGAUUUUCUGCCAGGCAUGUUUUAAAGCAGUUUGCAGAUAAUGAUGCAUCCAGAUUCAAGGCAAUUAAGGUUCGUUUUGUAAAACCAGUAUAUCCAGGUCAAACUCUACAAACUGAGAUGUGGAAGGAAGGAAACAGAAUCCAUUUUCAAACUAAGAACAAAGAAACUGGAGAUAUUGUCAUUUCAAAUGCAUAUGUAGAUCUUGUGACAACAUCUGAAGCAUCUGAUAUUUCAGCUCAGACAACCUCUGAGGGCGGGGAGCUUCAGAGUACCCUCGUGUUUGAGGAAAUAAGUCGCCGCCUUAAGGAUGUUGGGCAUGAGGUGGUAAAGAAAGUAAAGGCUGUAUUUGAGUGGCAUAUCACUAAAGGUGGAAAUGUUGCAGCUAAAUGGACCAUUGAUCUAAAAAAUGGUUCUGGAAAAACAUAUCAAGGCCCUGCAGAAGGCUCUGCUGAUAUAACCAUCAUAAUUUCAGAUGAAGAUUUCAUGCAGGUGGUCCUGGGCAAGCUUGACCCUCAAAAGGCAUUCUUUAAUGGCCGACUGAAGGCAACAGGGAACAUCUUGCUGAGCCAGAAACUUCAGAUGAUUCUUAAAGACUACGCCAAGCUGUGAAGGGCACACUGGAUUAAUAAAAAUAGAAGAAUUAAACUCUCUUCACCAAAAUAUACUUGAUUAUUCAGCAAAAGCGAUCAAAACUAAGAUACAGGGGAAGUUGCUUAACAUUUUCAGAUUUCAGAUAACUUUUCAGAUUUUCAUUUUCUACUAAUUUUUCAUGUAUCAUUUUUACAAGGAAUUGUAAGCUAGCACGUAAUUAUGCUUCUGUUCUUAAAACUAUAUCUUCAUAAUAAAAAAUUUUUAUCCAAGUUCAGUAUCCUUAGAAUUUAUGAUAACAUUUGUAAGUUGAAAGGAGAAUUAAAUGAGUAAAAUCCAU
Molecule: messenger RNA, 3621 nt
Organism: Trichechus manatus latirostris (Florida manatee)
Lineage: Eukaryota; Metazoa; Chordata; Mammalia; Sirenia; Trichechidae
Gene: HSD17B4
Product: hydroxysteroid 17-beta dehydrogenase 4
Exons: 22
Coding region: 1221-3302 (693 amino acids)
Biological process (GO): fatty acid beta-oxidation
Cellular component (GO): peroxisome
Molecular function (GO): (3S)-3-hydroxyacyl-CoA dehydrogenase (NAD+) activity; 17-beta-hydroxysteroid dehydrogenase (NAD+) activity; enoyl-CoA hydratase activity
Source: RefSeq, a predicted model, not a curated record